AUGAGUAAAAUAGUGUUUAAACAUCAACCAACAGAACCAGUUUCCAUCAGCAUUGCCGGAAACUUCACAAAUUGGGAAAUAGAGUCUAUGGUCUUCAACGACCUGGAAAAACAGUGGGAAUUCGAGAUUGACAAUAAAGCGCUCGAUAAGUGUCCACACCAGGACGGGAAAAUUCACACAUUUUUCAAAUUUGUUGACUCCAACGGUACAUGGUUUACCGACGACAAUUUUGCAAAAGAGAUCGAUGAACACGGGAAUGAAAAUAACGCUUUGUAUUUGUCUGUAGCGGGAACUGCAUCGUUGGAAACCCCAGAACAGCAGGACGAAAUUGAAAAUGAAGACCAAACAGAACAGAUGAUCGAAACUCCCGUGAGUCCCAAUCCCACACCGGCAAUUCCUGUAGCGGAAAAUUUGGGUGAUCCGAACGUUGCUCCGUCCAUUGCUCAACGUGAAGAAUCGCCUGUCCUGAUAAAUGAGUCAGAUUUGGAAGAACAGUUUCAUGAGACUGAAGAACAGGGAACAAAAUCCGUGGUGAGAAGUAGCCAGGCCAAUUCGAGCUUGGAUGCUUCCACUAAUAAGGAUCCCAAAGAAUACAAGAACUUCUUGCAAAGCUUCAUAUUCUUUUUCCGCAGUCUUUUCUACCGCUGGUUCAGCGUAGACAAAAGAUCAAAAUAA
Lachancea sp. 'fantastica' is the source of this 675-nucleotide messenger RNA. The record is from the annotation of a GenBank genome assembly. NCBI's taxonomy places the organism in Eukaryota, Fungi, Ascomycota, Saccharomycetes, Saccharomycetales, Saccharomycetaceae.